This is a messenger RNA of Penicillium salamii, 1098 nucleotides long. Lineage: Eukaryota; Fungi; Ascomycota; Eurotiomycetes; Eurotiales; Aspergillaceae. The record is from the annotation of a GenBank genome assembly.
AUGCCGGAAUUCAUUAGCGUCACUUUCCCCAACGAGUCCACCGAGCUCGCACCUAUCCCCGGUGCACCAAUUGAUCCCGAGUAUCUCGUUCGCUAUGCUCGAUCUCUAGAUGAUUUCGGAUACAACUAUACAUUGGUGCCAUAUGGCUCAUCAUCCUUCGACCCUUUCACCAUUGGAGCGACCAUCCUCUCUGUAACCAAAAAUAUCAAGGUUAUCAUCGCCCUCCGCCCAAACACCCUCUACCCUACUGUAGCCGCGAAGGCCCUUUCAACUCUGGAUCAGCUGAGCCGCGGCCGAGUCGUCGUCCACUUUAUCGCCGGAGGCAGCGAUGCCGAGCAAGCCAAGGAGGGCGACUUCCUGACUAAAGACCAGCGCUACGGACGUCUGGAAGAAUAUAUCAAAAUCCUCCGUCGCGCUUGGAAGUCCGAUGAGCCUUUCGACUGGGAGGGCGAGUACUACCAGUUCAAGCAAUUCAGCAACCAGGUUCGUCCAACCAACGGAGACAUCCCCGUUUCAGUUGGCGGAUCUUCCGACGAGGCAUACCGCAUCGGCGGCUCUCUCGCCGACAUCUUCGGUCUCUGGGGCGAACCUCUCAAGGAAACCAAACAGCAAAUUGAUCGUAUUUAUGCUGAAUCCGAUAAGGCCGGUCGCCCCGAGUCCGAUAGACCCCGUAUUUGGGUCACUUUCCGCCCCAUCAUUGCUGAGACUGAUGACCUUGCUUGGGCCAAGGCUCACGCCACACUCGAUGCGCUCUCGACUCAUCGGGCAAAUGGUCAAGGCAAGGUUCCAGCGAAUGCACCACCUCCCGAGAAUGUAGGCUCGCAGCGUCUACUGGAUAUCGCGGCCCGUGGGGAAAUUCAAGAUCGUGCGCUGUGGUACCCUACUGUUACUGCGACUAACGCGCGUGGCGCAUCUACUGCUUUAGUGGGAUCACCCAAGACCAUCACCGACUCACUGAUCGAUUAUGUGGAUCUCGGUGCGGAUCUGAUUUCCGUUCGUGGUUACGAUAACCUUCAUGACGCUAUCGACUAUGGACGCUUUGUGCUGCCUCGUGUGCGUCAGGUUCUGAAGGAGCGUGAGGAUGGCACUUCGGCUUGA